Molecule: messenger RNA, 736 nt
Organism: Cantharellus anzutake
Lineage: Eukaryota; Fungi; Basidiomycota; Agaricomycetes; Cantharellales; Hydnaceae
Product: protein transport protein Sec22
Exons: 5
Coding region: 15-668 (217 amino acids)
Biological process (GO): vesicle fusion with Golgi apparatus; endoplasmic reticulum to Golgi vesicle-mediated transport; retrograde vesicle-mediated transport, Golgi to endoplasmic reticulum
Cellular component (GO): Golgi membrane; endoplasmic reticulum membrane; SNARE complex
Molecular function (GO): SNAP receptor activity
Source: RefSeq, a predicted model, not a curated record
AUUGCGUCUCAGGAAUGGUGCGCUCUACCAUUAUUGCUAGGGCCUCCGAUGCCUUACCACUGGCAGCCAGUUCGGAUGAUGAACAGACUGAGCAAACCCUCCACGAGCACAAGCAGCAAGCAAAGCUCAUCUUUCGCCGCAUCACCCCAAAUUCAGAGCCUAGAUGCUCUAUAGAAAGCGGUCCUUAUACUCUGCAUUAUUUGAUAUCAGAAAAUGUCGUAUACCUCACUAUAACUGAGAAAUCUUAUCCAAGAAGGCUUGCUUUCUCAUAUUUAGAUGAGCUCUCGAAAGAAUUUCUGACAGUGUAUGGGCCCAAAGUGGAAACCACACGGAAGCCGUACGCUUUCGUGGGUUUUGAUACCUUUAUGCAGAAAACGGCACGAUUGUACCAGGACACUCGGACAGCCGCUGCUGAAUCGAAUCUGGAUCGUUUGAAUUCGGACUUGCAAGAUGUAACCCGUAUCAUGACGAAAAACAUGGAAGAACUCCUGUGGCGAGGCGACAGCCUUGACAAAAUGUCACACCUUUCGUCUUCACUUCGCACCGAGUCGGAGAAAUAUCGCAGAGCUUCCCGCGACAUCAACUUGCACGCCAUGCUGCGACAAUGGGCGCCUGUAGGCGCAUUUGCAUUCAUCUUCGUAAUAUUCAUCUGGUGGCGAUUCUUCUGAGUGCAGGAGCACUGUAAUUAUUAUAUCGUUUGGCCAUCUAACUCAUCGUAAUAUUCGUCUUUGUUAUC